This is a messenger RNA of Toxotes jaculatrix (banded archerfish), 2699 nucleotides long. It is a transcript of the gene kri1, whose product is annotated as KRI1 homolog. NCBI's taxonomy places the organism in Eukaryota, Metazoa, Chordata, Actinopteri, Toxotidae. The transcript has 18 exons. The coding region runs from base 89 to 2404 and encodes 771 amino acids. Gene Ontology annotation, cellular component: 90S preribosome; nucleolus. The record is from RefSeq and is a predicted model, not a curated record. Gene Ontology annotation, biological process: endonucleolytic cleavage in ITS1 to separate SSU-rRNA from 5.8S rRNA and LSU-rRNA from tricistronic rRNA transcript (SSU-rRNA, 5.8S rRNA, LSU-rRNA).
ACAUGCGUGUGUAGCAGCUGGAAUGAUUUCUCUUCGCUAGCGUGGAGUUUUCCUUUUAGCGCACUAAGUUUUCUCCAUCUGUUAAAACAUGUCAGGCAAAGCGGAACUGAAAAUCAACCCCCAGUUCGCGCAGAAAUAUGAGAAAUACCGACAGAAAGAGGAAUUACAGAGGCUGAAGGACCGAUACGGAGACCGAGCUGAUGACAGUGACUCUGAGACGUCUGAGUCCAGCUCUGAAGACAGUGAAGUGGAGCUCGACCCAGAAGUUGAAAGGGAUUUUUACAGAACAUUGUCACUGCUGAAGAAGAAAGACCCGAAGAUCUAUGAGAAAGAUGCAACGUUUUAUUCAGAAGGUGCAUCCACUAGUGACGAGAAGCCUUCAACCUCGAAGAAAACAGUAAAGCCCAUGUAUCUCAAGGACUAUGAACGUAAAGUCAUACUGGAGAGAGAAGGCAAAUAUGAAGAUGAUGACGACAGCGAGGAUGAGGAGGCUGCUAGGAAAAGAGAGCGAGCGGCCUCUCCUAGCUACAUUCAAGAGCAGAAGGAGCUGAAAGAAAGCUUCCAGAAGUUCAUCCAGGACAGCAAUGAUGAGGAUGAGGGCAGUGAGGAGGGCGGAGGGUCCCAGCUGCUGACCAGGAGGAUCAAAACACAGGAGGAGAAGGACAAAGAAGAGGCAGACUACGUGGAAUGGCUGAAAGGCCAGACUGAGCUCGAGGGUCCGGAAGAGGUGAAGGACAUGAAAUAUCUGAGAGACUACUGGAACGACCCAGAGUUGGAUGAGAGGGAACGCUUCCUGAGGGAUUAUGUCCUUAACAAGGGCUACCUGGAUGAUGAGGACGACGACGAUGAACGGAUCCCAACCUACGACGAGGUGGUCCAGGAGGAUGUGGAGGAUUCUGAGGAGGAAGGGGAAACCUUCUUGCAGCGACAGGAGGACUUUGAGAGAAGCUACAACUUCCGCUUCGAAGAGCCGGACGCUCAGCAGAUCAAGACCUACCCUCGCACCAUCGCCACCUCUGUGCGCUCCAAAGAUGACCGCAGAAAACGCAAAAGGGAGGAAGUGAAGGAACGGAAAGAAAAGGAGAAAGAACAGAAGCGGGAGCAACUGAAGCAGCUAAAGAACUUGAAGCGCAGCGAGAUCAUGGAGAAGCUGAAGAAGCUCCAGGAGCUGACUGGCAACGAGCAGCUCGCCUUCAGUCAUGUAGACCUGGACGGAGACUUUGAUCCACAACAACAUGACCAGCUCAUGCAGAAAUUCUUUGGCGAUGAAUACUACGGAGAGGAAGAAGAAGAAAAGCCUCAGUUUGAUGAUGAUGAUGAACUUGAGGAGCACUGGAACUGGGACACAUGGACAGGAGAGGGACGAGAGGACGACUACAUUGAAGACGAAGAAGACUACGGCGGAGAAGAAUAUGAUGCCUCUGAGCCACACUGCGAAGACGAAGGCUUCGUUAUGGAUGCAGAGUACGACCCCAACCAACACACUGCCUCCAAGAAGCAGAAGAAACAGGAGAGGAAGAUGAAGAAAAAGGAAAUGCCCCAAAUGGGCAAAAAGAGAAAGAAGUCUUACUUUGCAGAGGUCAUCACUCAGAACAAGCCUGUGUUUGAUCCUCAGGAGAAGAGCUUCGAACAGUACUUGGACGAGUACUAUAAACUGGACUAUGAGGACAUAAUAGACGACCUCCCGUGCAGGUUUCGCUACAGGCAGGUCCUGCCCAACGACUUUGGCCUGAGCACUGAUGAGAUUUUAAAUGCUGAUGACAAGGAGCUGAACCGAUGGUGUUCUCUGAAGAAGACCUGCAUGUUCAGGUCUGAAAAGGAAGAGAUGAGUGAUUUGAAAAACUAUAAAAUCAAGGCUCAGAAUGACAGGAAGAAGAAAGAAAUCCUGAGCUCUGUAUAUACUGAGGAAGAUAAAGAGUUGGCAGAGGCUAAAACUAAGGUGGGGAAGAAGAGAAGAGAUCGUCUGAAGAACACUGAGAAGCGAGGCAGAGAAGCAGAGGAUGGUGAUGCAACCUCUGUUAUGGACCCUACAGAUGAGACGCUCACCCAGGCUCUAAGAGAGGCAGGGGACAAUGUGGAAGAAGAGGAGGAAGAGAUUCUGAUACCCAAGAAAAAGAAGAUGAAACAGGAAGAGGAACCCCAGGUUACUGCUGACGAAGCAGCAGAUAAAACAGACGAGGUAAAAGACAGGACUGAGAGGCCAACAUGGUCCAAGAAGAAGCACAAGCGUUCAGGUGGGCGCCUCAUAUCAGGAACCGCCAGGGUGAAAAUAGGCGGCCGUGAGUUCAGUAGACAGAGACUGAAGGCCUACGGUCUGAACCCCAAGAGACUGUACUUCAGACAGAUCGGCAGACAGAAAAGAAAAGCACAGGAGAAGAAAGAAAAGCAGAAAAACAAGGAGUGAUGAUUUCCACUGAGCCACUGUCUUAGUACAGUCUGCUGGUUUUUAUCGUCUAAUGAAUAAAUUCAUUAUUAGGAAUGGUUCAUUAUCUGUUGUUUUAUGACCUUAUAUUUGAUUUCAACCUAAAACUAUGGAUUUUUUUACUUGUACCCUAUUUACAAUUGAGUGCAGUUAGCUUCUCACCAUAAGCCCAGAAAUUAUGGGGCAGGUAGUGAGUUGAACCCAUUCUAUCUUGCUGUGUUUCUUAUUGUGAACAUUUAGAUUUCACAAACUGUAAUAAACAUGCAGUAAAACUCUU